GUCCUUAACUAGCAGCCCAACGUGGGAUGUUGAUUAUUCGACAUUGCCGGAAUCAACCCUGGAAGCCCAGCACUCUUUGUCAGAGAUGCGACUCAAUUUCUCCGUAACAGUUAGUCGAAGCUCGGACAUCGGACACAAGUUAAGGGCGAGAUGGGGGCCAUAGUGUUGGCUCCCUGGGGUUGCUGUCGAGGGUGGUAGUCCUGGGAGCUCCCUCUUUAAGAAUAAAGUGCGUUAAUGACCGAGAACCGGAACCCGUGGAGCAACUUGGUGGGCGAACCUCCCUUAUAUAGCCAGUCUUGGACACCCUGCUUGCCAUCGAGCACGUAAUAGCACGCCAUCCUAGGAAACUAUCUUCAUUCGAUAGAUACGGUUUAGCAGCAAUGCCUCGAUAUAUUGACACGGUUCCGAAGCCAACCCAUGUUAAGCCUAAGAAGCUUAUAGUGCUCAGCGCACCUAGAACCGGCACGCAUGGCCUCUACCAAGCUUUGAAGAUACUAGGCUUCAAGCCGUACCACAUGGCCGAAGUCUUGAAGGCCGGAACACCCGCAGUGAAGAUUCUAAACGAUGGGCUCAACGCCGAAUAUUUCCACGAAGGAAAGCCGUAUGGCCGCGAGGAGUUCGAUAAAUGGUUCGCCGACUACGAUGUCAUAAUAGAAAUGCCAUUCUUCAUGCUUCGAUCGACAUUGAAGGCCUACCCGGAUGCCAAAUUCCUAUUGACAGAGCGAAACCCCGAGAAAUGGGCCAAAUCUUACAGAAAUACCAUUGGAGACAUGGUUAUACAAUUUGGAAGCUUUCCUCUAUCCGUAUGCAGACACUUCGAUGCCUUCACUUACUAUCUAUCCCAAACGGCGUUUAGGCUGUACGACUACAUGAGCAAUGGAUAUCGUAUGACACCGGAAGGGCAAAAAUUUCUCGCCGAGAAUUACAAGGAGUAUAUUGCUGAAGUUAAGCGAGUCGUUCCGCCAAAGCAGCUGAAGGUGUGCAAACUCGAAGAUGGAUUCGGAUGGGAUGAGAUAUGCCCGUAUCUAGGCGUACCCGUACCCGACACCCCAUGGCCUUCGCUUAACACGCCGGAGGAGUUCCACGAGAUUGGUGCGCCGAAGAUCAAGGCGGCACUUAUGAAAGGGUUUGUUGCUACAACGUCUAUCAUAGUACCAAUUGUCGCCGUGGGCAUCUGGGCUUUCAGAAAGGGAAAGCUGUCUAUUUAGGGCGCCGACUCCGGUAUCGACAAAGAACCCCGAAUCGAUGACGAGCCCCGUAGAACGGUAGAUGGACGCUAUCCGAGCCGACGGGAUUCCACAUCGAGAAUUACAUGAAGGAUAAGACUCCAGAAUAGGCCUAUUUGAGAGUUCCUGGGCCGAAUUGACUUUGGAAUUCCUUCGCAUGUAUAUAUAAUGAUAUGGCUUCGCGGGUUGCCGAUGAUAGCCGAAAUAGUGUAAAUGCUUCUCGACUUAUAACUUACAAGCCUAUUCUUGGAUUGGGUCAAGCAUGCAUUUAAAUCGCAAUGC
Messenger RNA from Hypoxylon trugodes, 1508 nucleotides. Its product is annotated as P-loop containing nucleoside triphosphate hydrolase protein. Bases 381 to 1208 code for a protein of 275 amino acids. Lineage: Eukaryota; Fungi; Ascomycota; Sordariomycetes; Xylariales; Hypoxylaceae. The record is from RefSeq and is a predicted model, not a curated record. The transcript has 5 exons.